Molecule: messenger RNA, 2137 nt
Organism: Zea mays
Lineage: Eukaryota; Viridiplantae; Streptophyta; Magnoliopsida; Poales; Poaceae
Source: RefSeq, a predicted model, not a curated record
AAAAAAACCGCGCCCGUCUUUGCCGUCCAUUCCCAUCCGUCCAAACGCUGCGGUGUGGCCCAGAUCAACCUACCGCGACACAGACUGCCCUUUCCCCUCUCACCCUUGCCGCCACCGUCCUCUAUCUGCCGUUCCACCGGCGGCGUCGCCUCCCACAGUCCCACUGAAGCCUCUCGCGGACCCUUCCAGAACUUGUCCUCGACCGCCCCGUGGUCCGGCCUCUUACCGCUCCGCUUCCUCCUACACCGGAUUUAGGCUUAUUGACGAUAAUGUGCUAGGAGAACGAAUUUGGGUGGCACGUGAGUGGUGAUCCGUUGCCCUCCCUGACAAAGACGUUAUGUCUAUGAAGAGGCAUUUUGCGAUAUUCACCACCGCAAGCCUCCCAUGGAUGACAGGAACAUCCAUCAACCCUUUGUUCCGGGCUGCUUAUCUGGCAAAGGAUGGUGAUAAGGAUGUCACACUGGUGAUCCCUUGGCUUUGUCUAAGGGACCAAGAGUUGGUUUACCCUAACAAUAUUGUAUUUGACUCGCCUUCCGAGCAAGAGAGCUAUGUUCGCCACUGGAUCGAGGAGAGGAUUGACUUUAGGCCAUCCUUCAGCAUCAAAUUCUACCCAGGAAAGUUUUCUAAAGAAAUGAGAAGCAUCCUCCCUGUUGGGGAUAUUACAGAAUGCAUUCCAGAUGAAGUUGCUGACGUUGCUGUAUUGGAAGAGCCCGAGCAUCUAAAUUGGUACCACCAUGGGCGAAGAUGGAAAAAUAAGUUCCGUCGAGUUAUAGGAAUUGUCCAUACAAAUUAUCUAGCAUAUGUAAGGAGAGAAAAGAAUGGUCAAGUUAUUGCUUGUUUCCUAAAGUAUGCUAACACUUGGGUAACUCGAAUCUAUUGCCACAAGAUUAUCAGAUUGUCAGGUGCCACCCAAAAUCUGCCCAGGUCUGUUAUAUGCAAUGUCCAUGGUGUUAAUCCAAAAUUUCUUGAGGUAGGCAAGCUAAAGUUGAGGCAGCUGCAGAAUGGGGAGAAAGCCUUCACAAAGGGGGCAUACUACAUCGGGAAGAUGGUAUGGAGUAAGGGAUACAGGGAGCUUCUUGAUCUGCUGUCCAAAUAUCAGAGCAAGUUGGUUGGUCUUGAAGUGGAUUUAUAUGGCAGCGGAGAAGAUUCUGAUGAGGUCUGUGAAUCUGCCAAACGUUUAAGUUUGUCUGUCAAUGUUCAUCCUGGUCGUGAUCAUGCAGAUCCCUUGUUCCACGAGUAUAAAGUAUUCAUCAAUCCCAGCACCACAGAUGUGGUCUGUACGACCACCGCUGAAGCCCUGGCAAUGGGAAAGAUAGUUAUAUGUGCCAAUCACCCGUCAAAUGAGUUCUUCAAGCAGUUCCCCAACUGCCGUGUCUAUGACAAUGAAGACGAGUUUGUACAACUAACCCUGAAUGCUCUAUCAGAGCAGCCUGCUCCAUUGACAGACACGCAGAGGUACGAGUUGUCAUGGGACGCUGCGACUGAAAGAUUCAUCGAGGCCUCUGAUAUAAAUCCUCAUGUGCCGGAGUCCAGGGCCCAUCAAAACUCUAGGGCUUUGUUGCCUGCUUUUCUAAGAACUCGUAAACUGAAACAGAACUUAGAGGAUGCGUCAGUUUACCUGCACCAAGCCCUGUCAGGUCUGGAAGUCACUCGCUGUGCGUUUGGUGCUGUUCCUAAGACGCUGCAGCCUGACGAACACCUCUGUAAAGACCUUGGUUUGGCUCCUCCGGCAAAGAAGAGAAGGCUGAAAAUUAAGAAGACGUAACGUUGGUGCUGUUCCAAAGAUGACGUAACGUUUAAGAUGAGCAAUGCUUCGCCUCAUGUACAGCACAAUGUGGUAGACAUUUUUACUAUUUUUCUUCUCAAAAGAGACAUUAUCAUACAGUCCGGACUCCGGUGGGAUUUCUAAUGGAGGUUUAAUGCUUCUUUUGACUAUUUAUUACUGGGACGUGUGAACUGGGGAUUAGCACAUUGUAAAUUGGUGUGCUAGCAGCUAGCUUAGAGAGCUAAGGAUUCUUUGAAUAGUGCUGUAAUUGUGUGAGCCGAUUAAUGGAUCGUAAUGAACUGUGAUGUCUGGUGUACUCGAGCUCAUCGUUUAGGCCCUCUUUUGAAUGUGAGAAUUUCUGUUUGCUGUUUA